AUGCAGUUCAAGCAAACUAGAAAACGCAAAAGCCGUUCAAACAGUCAAGAACAAGUUCUACAAUGGACACUUCUUGAGCGUCGUGGAACCGGGUUAGAAGAAGCAAGUGCCCCGGAUGACUUUGAAUCGCACCAAGCGAAGCGACGAUCAAGCACUCGAGACAAUCUGGACGAAGAGCAAAAGGGCAGUGACGAAGAUAACGAGGAUGCAACACCUCAAGUCUUUUGGCGAGCGAGUGCCAAUGCAGUCGAAGGUACUGACUUGUCUGAGCCGACAACGUUUAAAGAUGCUGUUGGUGGACCAGAUCAAGUGCAUUGGCGUAAGGCAGUCUGUGCCGAGUUGGACUCAAUGAAACUUCGUGGCGUGUUUCGAGCGACCAAACUGCCAGCUGGACAGAAUACCAUUGGUACCAAGUGGCUAUUCAAGAUCAAACGGAAAUCUGAUGGAUCCAUCGAGAAAUACAAGGCGCGUCUCGUGGCAAAAGGGUUCAAGCAGAAAUAUGGCAUCGACUACACGGAAACGUUUUCGCCGGUAGUCAAGUACGUGACGCUGCGCAUGGUGGUUGCAAUCACGAAGUACUUUGGCUGGACACUGGACCUACUGGACGUGGUGACAGCUUUCCUUUACGGAGAAAUGAAGGAAGGAAAAGGUAUUCUGCGCGAUCCCAGAAGGGGUCGAAGUUGA
Molecule: messenger RNA, 684 nt
Organism: Peronospora matthiolae
Lineage: Eukaryota; Oomycota; Peronosporomycetes; Peronosporales; Peronosporaceae
Source: the annotation of a GenBank genome assembly